This is a messenger RNA of Ceratitis capitata (Mediterranean fruit fly), 1815 nucleotides long. RefSeq lists its product as uncharacterized. The transcript is spliced from 5 exons. The coding region runs from base 155 to 1759 and encodes 534 amino acids. The record is from RefSeq and is a predicted model, not a curated record. NCBI's taxonomy places the organism in Eukaryota, Metazoa, Arthropoda, Insecta, Diptera, Tephritidae.
AUGUCAGUACUUCGAAAAAAAUUCUGCAUUUAACACGAGAGAGGAAUAUAUUUUUUUAUUUAAUUUUUUUUACACCUUUUUGUAUAAAAUAAGAUUUACACAUAAAAAUUACUAAAAAGAAAUUUCAGCAGUAAUUCUCCUCGAAGAUAGCAAAAUGCUCCCCACAAAGUUUGAGGGCCAACAAAUAAAUUUCCUCUCCGAGCGUCUCAAUAUACCGUUACUGCUUGCCACGCGAAAUCGCUUCAAGGAUGAAAGGAUAAUUUCAAAUUAUGUACGUAGUAAACGCAAAUUUUAUAAAAUGAAUUGUGCUUUGGAGAAGAGCAAACAGACGCGCACGAAAAAUCAAGCUAGAAAGCUUUUGGGUGAUUAUCCCAGGGGUAUUGGCGCUUGCCCCAGCAGAAGAAUGGCCGAAGCGGCGCGUUAUGGGCACGCAUCGAGCGCUAACCAACUGCCGCCGAAUAUCUAUGACACGCGUUACACACCCUAUGAGAGUCGACGCGGCAUGCGCGGCGCGUAUUGGAAGAAGCUGCCGAAGGAGUUUGAAGUGAAUUUCUUGGAAUAUAUAAAAUUUACGCCUAAACCGAAAGAACGCGGCAAAUGGCGUUUGUAUAAUGUUGUGGUAUCGAAAUGGACGGAACGCUUCAAUAAGCCGUGCAACAGGCACAAGGGUGUGUUUUUAAGCAAUGCACGCCUGCGACGGCCCACCACCCGCUGCAUGUUAACCGAUCCAACAUUGGUUUAUCGUCCAUCCACAGAGCCAUCACCGGCGCACUAUAACGUUGCCUCGCAUACGAUCUCGCAUAGACUGCCGCGAGCUAAAUAUACACCAAAACCGAACCCACACUUAUUUCUGCCCAAAUCUUGCGUACCAGAGAAGCUCACUAGCAUCAUACCGCGUCACUUGAGCUUUCAACCUGCUGUUGGUCGCUACGAAGUACGCUUUCCGAAACAUUGUGCUUGUGGCAAGAAAAUAUUUACACCGGGUCUACCGCUGUUGAUCGACCGUGAGAAGCGUAAAAGGUUUCGUCUUAAACCAUAUAAGAAGAUAAAAGCGCAUUUAUACUGUGCACCCGAUUUCACGCACGUCCCCGGUCAUGGGCAUACGUACGUCUUUCGUUUGCCCGGCGCAAAGAAGCAUCAGCCAAAACCACUGGAGCCUUCUAAUAAAAGAAAACCCAUGGAAAAAUCGAUACAACAAUUUCAUGACUACAGAUACAUAAAGAUGAUAAUUGAGCCGCGUAGGAGGCGGCUUUCAGAUCUACCGCGUUAUUUUCAAAAUUUACCGAAACCCAAAGUACGCUUUAAUUGUAUCAUCAAAGUGGCGAUGCGUCGACAAUUGACUCAGGGCAGCAGAAAACUUGGCUUCGGCGGUAAUGCGCGACGUUUCUCUAAUUUGGAUUAUCGCGCGGCAGUACUCAGUGUACAACAAAUGCAGCAAAUAAAGAGUACUCUACCACCUGAACGCCGACUUCGCGAUCAACCCGUCACACGUCGUCCUUUGACGGAUAUAAAGUCAGAAGUUUACGCUCAGCCCGUGCCUAAGCAUUCUACCUUUGAACCGAUGCAUCGUAGAGCCAUGAAAUUCCCUCCACUACCUGGUCCGAAGUUAUUGGUAACACGUAAGGACUUACUGCCGGAAAUGAAACCGGGUAUAGCCUACAAGCCACCGGUUUACUAUAACAAAUCAAUUGAUAUACGAGACUUCUUAAGCCCACAAUCGAACCUAGCGCAUUCCACUGAUGAUGAGGAAGACGAUUAGUAAGAAUUUUAUCAAGAAAUAUAACAAAUAAUGAACAGUAUUUCAAUACUUUAAAA